Microdochium trichocladiopsis is the source of this 1662-nucleotide messenger RNA. RefSeq names its product Tannase/feruloyl esterase. The transcript has a single exon. The record is from RefSeq and is a predicted model, not a curated record. Lineage: Eukaryota; Fungi; Ascomycota; Sordariomycetes; Xylariales; Microdochiaceae. The coding region runs from base 1 to 1596 and encodes 531 amino acids.
AUGAAGCAACGAGCCGUGACUGCCCCGGGCCUCUUGCUGGGCGCCACAGUCUCGCAAGGCUUCCAGACUGCAGAUGACUGCAAGGCUCUUGCCGGCAAACUCCAGUUCCCCAACACCACCAUCCUGAGCACCAGCUUUGUGCAGGCCGGCACAAACCUCACCUACCCCAACAACGACCCAACUUGUCUUCGGUCCCAGGUCUCAACCUCGCCCAUCUGCCGCGUCCAGCUCUUCACCACAACCAGCCCAAUCAGCAACGUCACCCUCGAGGCCUGGCUGCCCUUGCAGUCCGCAUGGUCCGGCCGCCUGCUCGGCACCGGCAACGGCGGCCUGGGCGGCUGCAUCAAAUACGAUGAUCUCAACUACGCAGCCAAGAACGGCUUCGCCGCCAUCGGCACCAACAACGGCCACAACGGCAACCAGGGCAAGUCAUUCUACAAGAACCUUGAGGUGUGGGAGGACUACGUCUCGCGUGCGGUCCACCUCGAAGCCGGCAUGGGCAAGUCCCUCGUCCAGCAGGCCUACGGAAAGCCACACACAAAGGCGUACUACAUGGGCUGCUCGACCGGCGGGCGCCAGGGGUUCAAGGAAGCCCAGCGGUACCCGGGGGACUUUGACGGCAUCCUCGCGGGCGCGCCGGCCAUCGACCUCAACGCGCUGCAGUACGCCACGGCCAGCGCGUACAAGAUCCUCGGGCCCAAGGGGGAGCCGACCUGGCUGACCCCGGCGCAGUGGGAGCUCGUGUACGCCGACGUCAACGCGCUCUGCGACGAGCUCGACGGCGCAAAGGACGGGAUCCUCGAAGACCCGACCAUGUGCAAGAACUACCAGCCUGAGCGCCUGCUCUGCGGGCCGGGCGAGACCGCCGCAAGCAACAAGUGUAUCACCCCAGUCCAGGCGGCUGCCGUGCGCAGCAUCUACUCAGACAUCUACGGGACCAACGGGACCUUCAUAUACCCCCGCAUGACGCCCGGCGCGAAUGCCACGAGCAGCGCGUUCAACGGCUCGCCGCCCCCGUACCCGGUCGACGGCUGGAAGUAUGUCUACGCGGACCCCUCGUGGGACAUCAACAAGUUGAACCCCACCGACAUGGACACUGCGCGGGCCUUUGACGAGUCUACCGGCCUCGACGCCGCUACUUUCCAGGGGGACUUGUCCGCCGCCCGGGACGCGGGCGUCAAGAUCCUGCACUGGCACGGCCAGGCGGACCCGAUCAUCAGCAGCGACAACUCGGUGCGGUACUACAACCACGUCGCCAACACCAUGAACGCGCGGGUGCAGGAGCUGGACCAGUUCUACCGCUUCUUUCGGGUCUCCGGGACGGCGCACUGCAACCCGGGGCUCGGCGCCAGUCUGGUUGGUGGUGGAGCGAAUACCGCCACGGCCUUUGAGCCCGCGGAUGGGAACAUGCUGGCGAGCUUGGUGCGAUGGGUGGAGAAGGGCGUCGCGCCGGAGUAUAUCCUGGGGAAGAAGCUGGGUGGGGGGCCUGAUGGGAGCAAGGUUGUGCUGCAGAGGAGGCAUUGCAAGUAUCCCAAGAGGAAUGUGCACAAGGGCCCAGGGCCGAUCGAGGAUGCCAACAGCUGGCGGUGUGUCUGAGUGGUUAUGUUGGCGGAGCAGGAUAUGUGCCCAAUCCCGUAAAAAUCAGAAAACGACCUGGGCGUA